AUGUCAAAUGAAACAGCGUCUAUGAGAGAAAUAAAACACAACCGACAACUCAUUUUGCAAGCUCUAAAUAAGAACACAACAAACUUUUCAAACUAUUCUAAGAUAUCUGAGUCAUUGAAAGAAGGAAACUUAAAACUGACGAUAAACCCAAUGACAGACGAGUUUCUGUUUCAAGACAAUAAGAACCAUACUGUCUGUGUAAAUCCAACAAAAGGAACUUUAAACGAGAAACCUAUAAAAGAACUUCUUUUGAAAGCAGAUGUUGACAACAAAGCUGACAAAGAGUAUGUCAUUGAAAAAGUUCAAGAAGAACAUGACAGAGCAGAUGCAACAUAUGCAACAAAAGAACAUACUCAUCCUGAACUAGCGGACAAAACAUAUGUUGACAAUAAAAUGUCAAGUGAAGUGACAAGAGCUGACAAAGAAUAUUCUAAAAAGACUCAUACACAUACCAUUGCAAAUAUUACAAACUUACAAGAAACCUUAAACAGGAAAAGUGACGUUGGACAUACACAUACCAUUGCAAAUAUUACAAACUUACAAGAAACCUUAAACAGGAAAAGUGCCGUUGGACAUACACAUACCAUUGCAAAUAUUACAAACUUACAAGAAACCUUAAACAGGAAAAGUGACGUUGGACAUACACAUACCAUUGCAAAUAUUACAAACUUACAAGAAACCUUAAACAGGAAAAGUGCCGUUGGACAUACACAUACCAUUGCAAAUAUUACAAACUUACAAGAAACCUUAAACAGGAAAAGUGACGUUGGACAUACACAUACCAUUGCAAAUAUUACAAACUUACAAGAAACCUUAAACAGGAAAAGUGCCGUUGGACAUACACAUACCAUUGCAAAUAUUACAAACUUACAAGAAACCUUAAACAGGAAAAGUGACGUUGGACAUACACAUACCAUUGCAAAUAUUACAAACUUACAAGAAACCUUAAACAGGAAAAGUGCCGUUGGACAUACACAUACAUCUUCUGAAAUAACAGACUUAAACGUUAGCCUUGAAAAGAAAGCAGAUAAAACAUAUGUCAAUGAAAUAUACCAAAGUUUAGUUGGAACAAAAAAUAUUGAGACUAUGGUUGGUGACUUUUCUGUCAAUGAAGAAAACAAAUAUUUUAGAUGGCAGUUUGUACAUUCCUUAGAAAAUGGUACACGGUAUAAACUCAUUCCGAAAAAUAACAAUGAAAUGUAUGUAAGCUAUAUAAAGAAUGAUGGUACACAAGUUAAAGUUCCAUUAGACAACAACUGCUACUUAAACAUAUAUGGAGACGAACAAAAGAAAUAUUUAAGAGUUUAUGAAAUGGCAGAUAUGACAUUACCUGACCCAGCUCCAGCACCAUACUAUUAUGACUAUGGAGAUGACGUUAGAACACCACAUGUAGAUGAACAAAAGCUAACAUUAUAUUUAGAUUUUUAUAGAUAUAAAAGAUAUAAUGCAAUAGAAAAAACGAGAAUAGUAUACUAUUAUGAAGAUGACAGAAAUAAAUAUUAUAGUCAAGACUUUACCUACCCUGAAAACAUAAGAUUAUAUUAUAAAAAAUAUUCUGACACAAACCAGAAGAAACCAGAAAUAGUUACACUAUAUUUUAAGUUCAAAAGAGACAAUCCUAUAUUAUCUCAUAUGUUUGAUUUAAUGAACCCAGUAGGUUCUAUUUAUACAUCUAUGGAAGCAAGAGGUCCUCAAGUAAUGUUUGGUGUUGGUGCAUGGGAACAAAUAGUCGACAGGUUUUUGUAUUGUGCAAACUCUUCAAAGGAAACAGGUGGAAGUAAAACGAUUUCAGGUGAAAACUUACCUGCGCACAGUCACUACAUAGAUUUAAGUACAUCUCAAGCAGGUUGGCAUAGGCAUAGAUAUUGGGAUUGGUCAGGAAUGACAAAAGGUAAAGGAUAUGAUGUUAAAGACGACGUUAAGUUUGCUAUAAAUUGUUACUGGGAUGACACUCAGGGAGAAGGAAACCAUACACAUUUCGUUUCAGGGUAUACACAAACAACGGGACAAAGUAAAGACUACAUGCCACCUUACAUGACAGUUUACGCAUGGUAUAGAAUUGCUUAG
This is a messenger RNA of Trichomonas vaginalis G3, 2067 nucleotides long. Its product is annotated as phage tail repeat-like family. Bases 1 to 2067 code for a protein of 688 amino acids. The transcript has a single exon. Lineage: Eukaryota; Parabasalia; Trichomonadida; Trichomonadidae. The record is from RefSeq and is a predicted model, not a curated record.